This is a messenger RNA of Neltuma alba, 1563 nucleotides long. RefSeq names its product protein FRIGIDA-ESSENTIAL 1-like. NCBI's taxonomy places the organism in Eukaryota, Viridiplantae, Streptophyta, Magnoliopsida, Fabales, Fabaceae. Bases 1 to 1563 code for a protein of 520 amino acids. Gene Ontology annotation, molecular function: metal ion binding. The record is from RefSeq and is a predicted model, not a curated record. The transcript has 6 exons.
AUGUCAGCCAUCGCUUCUCCGAUCACUGCCGAUGAUGACGACCGUUCAGAAAGUCUGUUCUACGGCCCCGACGCCAUUGACAUUGCGUCCGAUAAAUCCGACAAGGAUCAGAAAGAUUUGAGUUCAGCCAUGAGGUCUGUGAGGACAGAAGGGAACUUGAUAUCAGUUUCACCUGCAGUAGGAAACCUUGAAGUGACACCACCAUCUUAUUUGCCUCUUAUGGAAGGGAAUGCAGCUAUGGCUAAAGUUUCUGUUCCUUCAUAUAAUGAAUUAGAAGCUGAUGUUGAAAAUGCUGGAUCCCUUUCACAGCAGAAAACCUUUGUAGGAUUUAGUGAACCAAGUUGCAAUUACACUUCAUGUUUAUGUGAUGUCAAUGAGGGUAUAAGGUCUGGGCCUUCGAGGUCAAUGACAGAUUUUGGAAAAGAUGGGACUAUCCACCUGCAGAGAGAUUGCUUUGUCGAAAAGGCUAGUGGUGGUCAAAAUCAUAUAGAGCAUAUUACGAAGUUGAACAUGCAAUCAGGAGAUGCUAUGAGCCCAAUGACAUCAAGGUUUGCCAGGCAUCCUUCGCCUGACUUGAGGACCAGAGCUCUGUCUCCCAAUGCUGAGAUUAAAGUUGGAAACAAGCGUCAUGAAAUCAUAUGUGGCUUUUAUGCCAAAGGAUGGUGCAUCAGGGGCAAUUCUUGUUGUUUUCUUCAUAUAAAAGAUCCCGAAAAUAAAUCCGGCCAGCAGAUUGAAGGAGAAUUGGUUACUCAAAAUUGGAAGAGAGAAGUGCAACCAAAGGAAGGUACUGGAGAUGAUGUUAAGAGGUCAAGGAUGCCUUGUACUCAAGUUCCGUUGGCUGCUACACAAGAAAGAAUAUCUCGGUAUUCAUCUGAAUUCUCCUCAAACCCAAUCAUCCAGAAAGAAGUAAGCCCAAGCUGGCAUCCAGAUAAAAGUGGGCCUGUCUCCUCUUUCCCUUCCAGUCUAACACAUACGGAGGGAAUGACUACCACUCAACGGCUAGAUAUGCAUCAUGGAUAUACAUCCCAAUUUGUGAGUCAUUCACCUAAUGUAAACAUGGCUACUCACCUUCCAACUACAUGUAUGUCACUGUCCCAUCUUAUUCCUUCCCGAUCAGGAUGUUCAUUGUCUUUUAGUGGAUCCAUAAGUGAAAGUUCUAUAGAUUCUCAACAACUUCUGAACAGUGGCAUGGCUUAUCAUGACAGCAGAUCCCCUUUCUCUGGUUCAGAAAGGGAAGGUUUGGCUCUAAAUGGUUCAUUUGGGGUUCCACCACACCCAAUUGGAUGUAAAUUAAAAUUCUCUUCAGAUGAUUGGGAGCCGUCCGUACCUUUCAAACCAUCUUUUUUUAUUACUUCUUCAGGCAGAUCAUCUGUCGAAGAUCAAAAAGACCCUUUUGACAGUAUUGUUGAGAUACCCAAUAUAGGGGAUGAAUCUUUGAAAGCUUUCAUUUUAUCUCAAAGAUCAUCCAUUCGGUCUUCAUCCCAGGUUCCUACAAAUGGUGAGUUUGUUGAAGCUGCAAAUCAGGGUUCAGAUCUUCAUGGUGCCAAAAUUUCUAUAGAAUAG